AUCGCGAGAAGGGAUUAGCUCCUUACUGGCUUCCGGUUGGCUGUUGCUGUUGAAGACGACCGUUUUGUUGUUUGUGUGUGGAGCAGUCAUUUUGGGAAAUAAUUGAGUUAGGACCUGAAUGUUUACUGUAUUUAUCGGUCAAAUAUAACCACACAAAGAUGUCAGACGACCUGGUGAAACAACUGAGCAGCUACAAAGCCCAGCUACAACAAGUGGAAGCUGCCUUAUCCACCGACACAGAAAACGAAGACCUUCUGAAACUACAGAAAGAUUUACAGGAAGUCAUCGAGUUGACGAAAGACCUCCUGAACUCUCAGCCCUCCGAUGGUGCUUCUAAUGCUAACAGCUCAGAUGCAGCUCCUCUGAAGCACAACUGGAAAGUGGGGGACAGUUGUAUGGCUGUGUGGAGCCAGGAUGGACAGUUGUAUGAGGCUGAAAUUGAGGAGAUAGACGGAGAGAACGGGACAGCAGCCAUUACCUUCAGUGGUUACGGAAAUGCUGAGGUGCUCCCGCUGCAGAACCUCAAACAGGUGGAAGAGGGGAAACGUCGGGAUGACGAUGGAAUUGGAAAGCCAAAAUCCAGGAAAGAGCAGAUAGCAGAGCAGAGGGAGUACAAGAAGAAGAAAGCCCAGAAGAAGGUGCAAAGGAUGAAGGAGUUGGAGCAGGAGAGGGAAGACCAAAAGUCAAAGUGGCAACAGUUUAACAACAAAGCCUACUCAAAGAACAAGAAAGGACAGGUGAAGAGGAGCAUAUUUGCAUCUCCAGAGAGUGUAAAUGGGAAGGUGGGAGUGGGAACAUGUGGUAUUGCAGACAAGCCUAUGACCCAGUACAACGACACAUCAAAAUACAAUGUCAGACAUCUAAUGCCACAAUGACCUGAUAUACCCUGUAAAUAACCCUGCUGUAUACUAUAUGUAACAGUGCUUUCCAUUGUGUUUAUACAUGAAUUAAAGGAUAAUUCUCAGAUUUUUCAACUUGUGCCCAAUUUUCCCACCUUUUGAUGUCCAAAUUACUGAUGGGGACAGAAAUUUUUGAUUUUUGAUUUUUUUUUUUUUUUAAUCCCUAUUAGUCAUUUGGAUUCCAAAAGGUGGAAAGAUAUGACCCAGGUGGAAAAAUACCAGAAUUAUCUUUAAAGUUUCUAAAGUAAACAAGCUUUGAAAGUAAACGCUUGCACACCAUUGGUUGAAUUAUUGAUGUAGUUUUCUUAUAUAGUAUGUAGUAGAAAAACGAAAUUCCAAACAGAAGAUAUUUUCCCUGCAGUGGAACCAGGGCACCUGUUAUGUAACAGGAAAUGGUGUUUUGGAUAGUUAUAGGUUAAGACGUAUGUAUUUGGAUGCCAUGGAAACCAAAUACUUGCAAAAAUUUGUACAACUAUACAAAAUUAUCCUGUUUGUGUUUAAAUUUGAGUCAAGAUUUUGCAGGCUGACUUGGAUUUUAAAUGUUGACCAGUUCUUUUGAUGUCUGUGUAGUAAUAAUGGUGAUUUAAAAGCAGAUAUCAAAAGGCUGAAUUUACAUUUCAUUUUGUAUAUAUAGCAGUGAAAUAAAUGUCAGUUUUGUUUUCAGAUUU
Myripristis murdjan (pinecone soldierfish) is the source of this 1567-nucleotide messenger RNA. It is a transcript of the gene smndc1, whose product is annotated as survival motor neuron domain containing 1. Gene Ontology annotation, molecular function: RNA binding. Gene Ontology annotation, biological process: regulation of alternative mRNA splicing, via spliceosome; mRNA processing. Gene Ontology annotation, cellular component: precatalytic spliceosome; nucleus; cytoplasm. The record is from RefSeq and is a predicted model, not a curated record. The transcript has 6 exons. The coding region runs from base 159 to 875 and encodes 238 amino acids. Lineage: Eukaryota; Metazoa; Chordata; Actinopteri; Holocentriformes; Holocentridae.